UUUUACAAAAAUGUAACAUAUUAUUACCUAUCAUCACGGGGAAAUAUAAAGUAAUGUUAUUUAUUACACUUUACACUGAACUUUAACUAUCUUUUUACUUCGGUAAAUUUCGAAAUGGUUCGGGUUGUGACUUUAAAUUUUGUGAACUGAAGGCUAUCCCUAUAUGUAGUACUGAACGCACACAAAUAUAAAUAAAAACAUCAGACGUCAUACAUUCUACUUUUCCUUCUGGUGAUUUGUAUUCUGCGAAGUGUGAAUUUAAUUUCUUUAUCUAAUAAAAGGAGCGAGCGGUCUGCAGACAUGGCCAGCGUCCCACUGAUGACGCCCGACGCGGAGCUGGGUGGCAAGCCGGGCAUCCUGGACGACUUCGCGUACCGCAACAACGUGCACCAGGCCAGCCUGCACGUGCGCAUGGGGUUCCUGCGCAAGGUGUACGGCCUGCUGGGGGUGCAGCUGCUCAUCACCACGGCCGUGGCGGGCGUCUGCAUGCUGCAGGAGGACGUGAAGGCCUUCAUACACUCCAAUGACUGGCUGCUGGUGUGUGCCUUCGUGCUCAGCUUCGUGUUCCUGGUCGCGCUGCACGUCAAGAGGCGGGAGUUCCCGGCCAACCUCGCCCUGCUCGCCGGCUUCACGCUGGUGCAGGCGUACUCGGUGGGCGUGUUGGUGACCUACUACGAGCAGGCCGUCGUAUUGCACGCCCUGCUGCUCACGGUGGCCGUGGUGGCCGGCCUGACAGCCUUCACCCUGCAGACCAAGCGCGACUUCUCCGGCCUCGGCGUCGGCCUGUUCAUGGCCCUGAUGAUGCUGCUGAUGGCGGGCCUGGUGCAGAUGGUGGUUGGCAGCACUGCGCUGGAGCUGGCCAUCGCAGUGGGCGGAGCCGUGGUCUUCUCUCUCUUCAUCGUCUUCGACACCCAGAUGCUGAUGAAGUCUCUCUCGCCGGAGGAGUACAUCACGGCGACCAUCACCCUGUACCUGGACAUCAUCAACCUGUUCCUGCACAUCCUGCGGGCCCUGGAGGCCGCGCGGCGGCAGUAGCGGCCGCUCCCGUGCGUGCGUGACCCUCUUCAUUAUACUCUGUUGUAGCGUCCUUGUGGUGUGCACGAGGCUUCAGGGGCAUGCUUUCAUAUCACAUCAAGUGUAAUGUAAAGAAAAAAAAGGUAGUUUAUUUUCAUUGCAACUACAGGUGUAGGGAAAUUUAAAACCACUAAACAAAAUGGAUUUAAAAUAAAUAUAUCUAUCGUGAAUAUAUGCACAAUCACAUCUGUUUUUUUUUUCUUCAAACAAUAGAAUCAAAAUUGCAUUGUGGAGAAAUAUUUGUAAAUAAACCAAAGAUGAAGAGGAAUGAUUGAUAUGUAUAAAAUAUUUUAUGUAAUUGUUACUAAUAUUUUUUUUUUGACGUUUGUUAUAUCAUUCUUACACACGUCGUGAGUAUCGAUAAUGUAUCAAAUAUCAUUUUCUUAGCUGCAUUCCGAUUUGUUUAAUAAAGAUUGUUACUCUGUA
Messenger RNA from Bacillus rossius redtenbacheri, 1500 nucleotides. RefSeq names its product protein lifeguard 4-like. The coding region runs from base 301 to 1035 and encodes 244 amino acids. NCBI's taxonomy places the organism in Eukaryota, Metazoa, Arthropoda, Insecta, Phasmatodea, Bacillidae. The transcript is spliced from 7 exons. The record is from RefSeq and is a predicted model, not a curated record. Gene Ontology annotation, biological process: negative regulation of apoptotic process.